AUGGAGACGCAGUCCGAGGAGCAAGCCGCUGCCGAGACCGCGGACUCCAGAGGGGAAGGCGAGCCGCCGCCGGUCGCCGGCGCCCAGGCGGCGCGUCCCGAGGACCGCAUGACCCUGCUGCUCAGGGUAAGAGCACAGACCAAACAACAACUCUUGGAAUAUAAAUCAAUGGUUGAUGCAAAUGAAGAAAAAACUCCAGAACAAAUCAUGCAGGAAAAGGAAAUUGAAGCUAAAAUUGAAGAACUGGAAAAAGAAAUUGAAGAGGCAAAAAUUGCUUUUGAAAUGAAAAAGCUUGCGUUAGACAGGAUGCAGCUUUCAAGUGCACUUAAAAAACACCUGGAGAAAAUUAACAUCAAGACUAGUGUGCUCAUGGAUAACAUGAAACAAAUACUAAGUCUAAAUAAAUUAGUAAUGAAAUCACAGCAGGAAGCCCGGGACUUGGAAGACAAAUUGCUUGAUGUUAGAAAGAAGAGAUUGCAGUUAAAACAAGCUUCAGAAAGGAAGCUUUUAGAAAUACAGACAGAAAAGAACAAACAGAAAGAUGAUUUGAGUAGUAUGGAAAAUUCGGGGAAGAUAAAGACCAUACAACAAAACCUGGAGAUGGAGAUACAGAUUACUACAGUUAUUCAACAUGUGUUCCAGAACCUCAUUUUGGGGAGUAAAGCCAACUGGGCAGAGGAUUCUGCCCUUAAGGAAACUGUUCUGCAGCUUGAGAAGAAUCUCACCAUGAUCCAAUAA
Molecule: messenger RNA, 738 nt
Organism: Lipotes vexillifer (Yangtze River dolphin)
Lineage: Eukaryota; Metazoa; Chordata; Mammalia; Artiodactyla; Lipotidae
Gene: CENPH
Product: centromere protein H
Exons: 9
Coding region: 1-738 (245 amino acids)
Biological process (GO): mitotic spindle organization; kinetochore assembly; chromosome segregation
Cellular component (GO): nucleus; kinetochore
Molecular function (GO): kinetochore binding
Source: RefSeq, a predicted model, not a curated record